Messenger RNA from Anopheles bellator, 1064 nucleotides. RefSeq names its product proliferating cell nuclear antigen (gene PCNA). Lineage: Eukaryota; Metazoa; Arthropoda; Insecta; Diptera; Culicidae. Gene Ontology annotation, biological process: regulation of DNA replication; mismatch repair; translesion synthesis. The record is from RefSeq and is a predicted model, not a curated record. The transcript is spliced from 3 exons. The coding region runs from base 103 to 885 and encodes 260 amino acids. Gene Ontology annotation, molecular function: DNA polymerase processivity factor activity; DNA binding. Gene Ontology annotation, cellular component: PCNA complex.
UGUUGCGCCCGCCAACAUCAUAUUCUUCUACUCGCGUUGCUAUCGGUCGUGCGUAAUUAUUUCGUGAAUAUUCCUGUUGGUGUUCUUCAAAACGUAGCCAAAAUGUUCGAAGCUCGGCUUAACACUAGCGCUGUCCUCAAGAAGGUUCUUGAUGCUAUCAAGGACCUGCUGAACGAGGCAACAUUCGACUGCAGCGACUCCGGCAUCCAACUUCAGGCGAUGGAUAACUCUCAUGUGUCCCUGGUUUCGCUAUCGCUACGUUCUGAUGGUUUCGACAAAUACCGAUGCGACCGAAACCUGUCGAUGGGGAUGAAUCUGGCCAACAUGGCCAAAAUCAUGAAAUGCGCAAAUAACGACGACAUUAUUACUAUGAAAGCACAGGAUAAUGCGGAUACUGUAACAUUCAUGUUUGAGUCGCAUAAUCAGGAAAAAAUGUCUGACUAUGAGAUGAAGCUGAUGAAUCUCGACCAGGAGCAUUUAGGUAUCCCCGAAACGGAUUAUGCUUGUGUAGUUCGGAUGCCCGCGAUGGAGUUCGCUCGUAUUUGUCGCGAUUUAUCGCAAUUCGGCGAAUCUGUUGUCAUUUCAUGCACUAAAGAAGGUAUCAAAUUCUCCGCUACCGGAGAUGCCGGAUCAGCCAACAUCAAACUGACACAAACGUCUUCUGUCGAGAAGGAAGAUGAAGCCGUCGUUAUUGAGAUGCAGGAACCCGUAACUCUGACUUUCGCCUGUCGUUAUCUCAAUUCAUUCACCAAGGCUACGCCACUUUGCCACCAGGUACAGCUAUCCAUGUCAGCUGAUGUUCCACUGGUUGUUGAAUAUCGAAUCCCCGAUCUAGGUCACAUUCGUUAUUACCUAGCCCCCAAGAUUGAAGAUGACGAAAACUAACUUAAAUAAAAUAAUACAAACUCUCUUAAAUUUCCAAAUUGUGUCCAAUCUGGUACGAGUAUUGUUGAAAUAGUCUUGUGCUAUGCAAUAAUUAAUGGUUACUUGCAUUUGUUUACUUCCGUUGGGUUUUGGGUUUGGGUAUGGGUUUUUCCCGUUCGACAGUACGAGUUUGGAAAGAU